AUGGCAACACCACCUGUCCUCCAUGAAUCCGCGAGACCACGACUCGGCUACUUCAUCGAACAACCCGGCGCAUAUCCCCUGGAUCUCGAUAUGUCAUCCGAGCUCGAAAAUAUUCAUGGCUACACCAUCAGCGCCUCCGGUCGACCCAUGAAUCCCGUCAUUCGCCUGUCUGAUGCUGAUGCUGUCGUCGCUACGACCGAGGCUCACGCUGAUGUCGACGUUGAAAUGGCUGAAACCGGUACUGACAAUCUGCAGACUGCAUCGCCGAAGAGCCCUCGAAUCACCGCUACACCCGUCACCUUUCCCGAAGGCUUUCCAGACAAGCCAGCCGUUCUCGAAGAGAAGCAAGGUCAAAUCGAGUUCCAAGUCGUCAAUAAUGACAACUCUCACAGCAGCAACAUCAUCCUGACGGGUCUCAAAUGUAUCUUCCAGAAACAGUUGCCCAAGAUGCCGAAAGACUACAUUGCGCGCCUCGUCUACGACAAGACUCAUUUGUCUAUCGCUAUCAUUAAGCAGCCCCUCGAAGUCGUCGGUGGAAUCACAUAUCGCCCGUUCAACUCACGCCAGUUCGCCGAGAUCGUCUUCUGCGCCAUUAGUUCCGACCAGCAAGUCAAAGGCUACGGCGCUCAUCUCAUGGCCCACUUGAAAGACUAUGUUAAGGCGACGUCUCCUAUCAUGCACUUCCUCACCUAUGCUGACAAUUAUGCCAUUGGCUAUUUCAAGAAGCAAGGCUUCACCAAGGAGAUCACGCUCGACAAGUCUAUUUGGAUGGGCUACAUCAAGGACUAUGAAGGUGGUACGAUCAUGCAAUGCAGCAUGCUUCCAAAGAUUCGCUAUCUGGAGGUGCCUCGCAUGCUGCAGAAGCAGAAAGAGGCGGUGCAAGCCAAGAUCAGAGCUGUUAGCAAGUCUCACAUCCUGCAUCCUCCUCCAGCUGCUUGGGCGAAUGGCGUGGUACCCAUUGACCCCUUGUCAAUCCCGGCCAUCAGAGAGUCUGGUUGGUCACCGUCCAUGGAUGAGCUGUCUCGACAGCCUCGUCAUGGUCCGAAUUACAAUCAGCUUCUUCAUCUGCUCAACGACAUGCAAAACCACACCUCUGCUUGGCCCUUUGCUCAGCCCGUCAACCGUGACGAGGUGCCAGACUACUACGAGGUCAUCAAGGAGCCAAUGGAUUUGUCAACCAUGGAGGAGAGAUUGUCCAACGACUUGUAUCCUCGUCCGGAAGAUUUCAUCAAGGAAGCUAAGCUGAUCUUCGACAACUGCCGGCGUUACAAUAACGAAACUACGCCAUACGCAAAGAGUGCCAACAAGCUUGAGAAGUUCAUGUGGCAGCAGAUCAAGGCCAUUCCAGAGUGGUCGCACCUUGCUGAUUAA
Molecule: messenger RNA, 1371 nt
Organism: Cyphellophora attinorum
Lineage: Eukaryota; Fungi; Ascomycota; Eurotiomycetes; Chaetothyriales; Cyphellophoraceae
Product: Histone acetyltransferase GCN5
Exons: 3
Coding region: 1-1371 (456 amino acids)
Biological process (GO): chromatin remodeling; positive regulation of transcription by RNA polymerase II
Cellular component (GO): histone acetyltransferase complex
Molecular function (GO): histone H3 acetyltransferase activity; protein binding
Source: RefSeq, a predicted model, not a curated record